Equus caballus (horse) is the source of this 2002-nucleotide messenger RNA. The record is from RefSeq and is a predicted model, not a curated record. NCBI's taxonomy places the organism in Eukaryota, Metazoa, Chordata, Mammalia, Perissodactyla, Equidae.
UUCGGUGAAGCUGAGGUCACUCUCUUGCUUCUGUGCCGUGAGGUUUUCCUGACUGCUUUAGGGCUUGAUGAUUUCCUGGAGCCGGAUUAGGAUAGACAAGGAAGCAUGUAUCCGCAGGUGUGAGAAAUUAAUAGAAAUAUACUUAAAAAUUCAUUGUUUUUCCAGAGAAUUAUAGUAUGUAAUAUGGUGGUCUUGAUCAUCCUUUGUAGGGUCCUGAGAUUCCCAAACCUUCUUCUUCCUCAGGAUAUAGAAGAACACAUGAGGCCUGAGAACCAGAGCAGUGUGUCUGAGUUCCUCCUCCUGGGGCUCCUCUUCCCACCGGAGCAGCAGAGCUUGUUCUUUGCCCUGUUCCUGGGCAUGUACCUGACCACAGUGCUGGGGAACCUGCUCAUCAUCCUCCUCAUCAGGCUCAACUCUCACCUCCACACUCCCAUGUACUUCUUCCUCAGCCACUUGGCCUUCUCUGACAUUUCCCUUUCAUCUGUCGCAGUUCCAAAGAUACUCAUGAACAUGCAGACUCAGCGACAAUCCAUCUCCUAUAUGGGGUGCAUUUCUCAGUUGUAUUUUUUCAUAGUUUUUGGUUGUCUUGACAAUUUCCUUCUUGCAGUGAUGGCAUAUGACAGGUAUGUGGCCAUCUGUCACCCACUCCACUACACCACCAUGAUGAGGCAAGAGCUGUGUAUAUCCUUAGUAGCUGGGUCCUGGUUCUUCAGUUGUGCACAUGCCCUGUUGAACACCCUCCUCUUGGUCCAGCUGUCCUUCUGUGCUGACAAUUCCAUCCCCCACUUCUUCUGUGAUCUCACUGUACUCCUGAAGUUGAGCUGUUCAGACAUCUCCCUCAAUGAGCUGGUCAUCUUCACUGAGGCAGCAAUGGUUGUCAUCUUGCCUUUGAUUAGUAUCUUGGGUUCAUAUAUUUGUAUAGGGACCACUGUCCUGAGGGUCCCCUCCAACAAAAGACUGUUUAAAGCCUUUUCUACCUGUGGCUCCCAUCUCUUCGUGGUAUCUUUAUACUAUGGGACCAUUUCAGGUGUUUAUUUUUUCUCUUCAUCAUGGGGCUCCAAUGACAAAGACAUAAUUGCUUCGGUUAUGUACACAGUAGUUACUCCCAUGCUGAACCCCCUUAUCUACAGCCUGAGGAACAGAGAUAUAAAAGAGGCUCUGGAAAUGUUUGUCAAUAGGGCUAAUUUCUUUAAGUGAUAUUCACUAAACUUUAUUGCAUCAUGAGCACAGUGAGAUGUAUCUCCUAAUAUUUUUGUAUGGCUGACAACUUCAUGUGACUUUAAAGGAAUAUAUAUUCUGCUGUUGUGUAUAGUGCUGUUAAUCUGUUAACUAGGCCAAGUUUGCUACUUGGAUUGUUAAAUAUUCUUUAAUACUAAUUAGUUUGUAGAUUUGUCUUUUUCUCCUUUUAGAUAUGACAGCUUUUGCUUAUGUAUUUUUUAUGCUAUGCUACUGAGGACACAGAUUUAGCAUUACAAUCUGUUCCUGGUAGACUGAUUGUUUUAUGUAGUGGUGUGCUGAAUCUGGCUUGCAUUGUGUUCAAGCUGAUUGUACAAUUUCGUCCCAGCUCCACAUUCAAUGACAUAAUUUUGAAAGAUUGAAAUCAGCCAUAAUGGGAAUAAUUAUGCCACGUAAAUUGGCAAAUGCUCCAAAGCAGGGCUUCAUAAAAAAGUGGCUGAGAAAGAGAGAGAGUCACUUUUUAUACAUUUAACAAUAAACCACUGCAUUUACAAUUAGGAGAUCUUCUUCUUCAUCUCUAGCAAUGGCUCUUAACAUCUCAUCUACUUCUUCUCAUAUUAGUAUAGAUAUACCAGCUUUCUUUUGGUUGGUGUUUACAUGGUAUUUUUUUAAGACUUUUCUAUGUCCUUAUAGCUGUCAGGUGUCUGUUGUUUACAGUGGAAAGCUGGGUUUUUCUCUUGUUUAAGCAGAAUGACAAUCAUCAUACUUCUGGAGAAUUUGAUCUAUUGACAUUUAAUGCCAUCAUGAUAUAUUUGAAUUUGUAUUU